AUGCCGUUUUUUCGAGAUUUAUUCCAAAAUUUAUUCGGUGGAAGCUUAACACAGGAUCACAACAAUCAGAGAUUUGAUGAUCGUCAACACUCUGGUAACGAAUUUCGAAAUCCUAUUUGGCAGAAUGAUGAGGAAGAUGGUGAUGACUAUGUUGAUGAAUACAGAGGAUUUAGCCAAGGUCCAAAUGGGUUUCACUUCCAAAUCUUUACAAAUCCUUUGGAAAUGUCAAGAUACUUUGAAUCGCAAAUUGAUAGUAUGAUGAGGGAUUUCUUCAACUUCAGUUUCAAUCAGGAUUUUACAGCUGGUGAAGCCAUUACUGGUAAGUAGUUUAAUUAUACUAAUUAUACUAAUUUAAUUAAGUACUCUGAGAGAAAAAAUUUAUUCUCAAUGAGAAAUUAAUUUGUUUAAAAUUUAAAACAAUUUUAUUUCUUUACUAAAGAAAUAAAAAUUCAAAUAGUUAUCAUGAAUUACUUACAAAAAAAUAAAUUAGCUGAUACAGUUAAAUUAUUCAAUACUUCUCCGUAACAUCUACAUAUUAUUAAAUGAAGCAUGACAUUCACAUACAACUUGAAACAAGUUGUUCAAAUUUUCA
Molecule: messenger RNA, 592 nt
Organism: Cotesia congregata
Lineage: Eukaryota; Metazoa; Arthropoda; Insecta; Hymenoptera; Braconidae
Source: the annotation of a GenBank genome assembly